This is a messenger RNA of Bolinopsis microptera, 2024 nucleotides long. Its product is annotated as SNW domain-containing protein 1-like. Gene Ontology annotation, biological process: mRNA splicing, via spliceosome. Gene Ontology annotation, cellular component: spliceosomal complex. Bases 25 to 1587 code for a protein of 520 amino acids. Lineage: Eukaryota; Metazoa; Ctenophora; Tentaculata; Lobata; Bolinopsidae. The transcript has 12 exons. The record is from RefSeq and is a predicted model, not a curated record.
AAAUAAUUUGAGAACUAGGUAAUAAUGUCCAUUAAAGCCUGGUUACCAGCCCCCAGUCUCCCUGUAGAGAACAGAGUAAAACCUGCCCGUCCUGACAUCAAAACAAUAGCCACAUCAGGCCCCCCUCCGUAUGGAGCACGUGAGGGGUGGGCCCCCCGUACCCCAUCUGACUUUGGAGAUGGGGGCGCCUUCCCUGAGAUCCACUUUUCGCAGUAUCCUCUGAAUAUGGGGCUGGAGGAUAGAGACAGUAACACUAAAGUUAUUGCUAUGCAGGUUGAUGCUCAAGGAAAAGUAAAGUACGAUGCUCUAGUAAGACAGGGGCACGGCAAAGACCGAAUAAUUUACAGUAAACCGACGGAUCUGCUUCCCAAGACAGAGGGUGCUGAUCUAGAUAAGCCUGAUGAAGAUGAAGUGAAGAAAUCUACUGAUGAUACUAGAGACGCUCUCGAGAAACUAAUCAAUGCUAAGAUCUCAGCAGCCCUGCCUAACAAAGUAGCAAUAGCUAACGGUCAGAAGGAACCGCCCAAAUAUGUCAGAUAUACUCCUUCACAGCAGGGUGUCGCUUACAACUCAGGAGCAAAGCAAAGGAUAAUCAGGAUGGUAGAAGCACAGAAAGACCCGAUGGAGCCCCCUAAAUUUAAAACCAACAAGAAGAUCCCCAGGGGACCACCCUCUCCACCUGCACCAGUCCUCCACAGUCCCACUCGCAAGGUAACAGUGAAGGAGCAGCAAGAAUGGAAAAUACCCCCGUGCAUCAGUAACUGGAAGAAUCCUAGAGGUUACACUAUUCCUCUUGACAAGAGGCUGGCUGCUGACGGGCGUGGACUACAGGACAACACAAUCAACGAUAACUUUGCAAAGUUCGCUGAAGCGCUUUACAUAGCUGAUCGUAAAGCUCGUGAAGCAGUAGAUAUGAGAGCUAACAUUGAGAAAGCGAUGGCCGCCAAGGAGAAGGAGGAGCAGGAGCAGAAACUGAGGCUGAUUGCACAGAAAGCAAGAGAUGAAAGAAGUGGUAUUAUUAGAGGAGAUCCUGAAGAGACAGAGGCAGCUGAAAGAGACGACUUGAGACGAGAUCGUCACAAAGAGAGGGAACGAGACAGACGAAUCAAGAGAGCUAACCCCGGAAAAGCUGAGAAAAUGAGAUCCAUGGAGGACAGGGAUAUAACAGAGAAAAUAGCUCUGGGACAAGCAGCACAAGGUCAAGCUGAGCUAUACGAUCAGAGACUCUUCAAUGCUUCAAGUGGUCUUGAUUCAGGUUACGGUUUGGCGGAUGAUCAGUACAAUGUGUACGACCAGCCGUGGCGUAAAGGUGGCGGCAGUGCUGCCAACACCAUAUAUCGUCCCAAGAAAGACCUGGAUAGUGAAUUGUACGGUGAUAAUGUCGAGGAGUACACCAAAAACAAAAGGUUUGUGGCAGAUAAAGAGUUCGCUGGAACGGACCAUUCUCGUGGGCACGAGGGACCUGUUCAGUUUGAAAAAGAUAUUGUUGAGGAGGAUCCAUUCGGUCUUACUCAGUUCUUAACUGAUGUAAAGAACUUGAAACGGCCCGGUGACAAUGAUUCUAAGUCUAGGAAGAGAAGAGGAUAGCCCGACCAGUUUAACUGACUGUGUUGAAGAUACAAACAUGUCCAUCUGAGUCAUGACAGAAUUCGAGUCCGUUUCUGAGAGACUGACAAUAAAGAUGUCGUUUAUUUUAUUUAUAUUUUUAUGGCACCGUUUGAAUGAACUUUUGUUUAUAGUGGUGCCGAAGCUUGAUGAUGGGACUUCAUUUAAACUGUCUGUUAAAGUACAGAUAUUGCAGAACAUACAUUCCGAUAUAUUGCAGAACAUAGAUCCUGAUAACUAUUGCGUCAAAAUAUUUUACAAUUACAUUACUACUAUUAUACGAGUGCAAUACUUGGAAAGCUUAGUAACUUCAUCUUCAAAUUAUGAUAUUACCCUCAUUAUGACUGUACUUACAAAGCUGUAAUGUUUCAAAAUUUAUUGUUUAUUAUAUGUGCUUUUUGGAGCAUGUCAAUCGUAAA